Messenger RNA from Lolium perenne, 1081 nucleotides. Lineage: Eukaryota; Viridiplantae; Streptophyta; Magnoliopsida; Poales; Poaceae. The record is from RefSeq and is a predicted model, not a curated record.
AUGAAGACCUUUCUCAUCCUUGCCGUCCUUACCGUGGUGGUAACCAUGGCCAACGCCACUGUGCAGCUUGACCCUACAAGUCAAUAUCAACCCGAACAACCAUUUCCGCAACCUCAACAACCAUUUCCGCAACCGAAGCAAUGGUUUCCGUUGUUUCCCCAACCCCAACAACCGUUCCCGCAACCCCAACAACCAUUUCCGCAACCCCAACAACCGUUUCCGUUCUUUCCGCAACCCCAACAACCAUUUCCGCAACCCCAACAACCAUUUCCGCUGUUUCCGCAACCCCAACAACCAUUUCCACAACCCCAACAACCAUUUCCGCUGUUUCCGCAACCCCAACAACCGUUUCCGCAACCCCAACAACCAUUUCCGCAACCCCAACAACCGUUUCCGCUGUUUCCGCAGCAACAACCAUCCCUGCAGCAACAACCGUCUUUCCAGCCAAUUCUACAACAAGAGUUGAACAAGUGCCAAGAGUUCCUCGUGAAGCAGUGCAAACCACUGACAAUUGUGUCGCUCCUUCGGCCAAGGAUCUUUCAACAGAGCACCUGCCACGUGAUGCAGAAACAAUGUUGCCAGCAGCUGGCGCAGAUUCCCAAGCAGCUCCGGUACCCUGCCAUACAUAGCGUGGUGCAGGCCAUCAUCAUGCAACAACAACAACAACAACAACAACAACAACAACAACAACAACAACAACAACAAUUCUUCCCACCUCAGAAGCAGCAGGUGGAUCAAGGCUUCUUCCAGCCUCAGCCACAACAGGUGGGCCAGAGCUUCAUCCAACCACAACAGCUAGCUCAGUUCGAGGCGACGAGGAAGUUUGCGCUGCAGACCUUGCCAACGAUGUGUAAUGUGCAAGUCCCGCCGUACUACGCCACCGCCCCGUCUAGCCGCACCUUUCUCUUUUGAGAAGACUACAAAAGCUCUGGUACUAGAUAGAUGGAUCACCAUUAUUUCAUCAAUGGACCGAUCGAUGUAACGGUGAAAAAUAAAGUGGCAUGUGCUAAGAUGUUUGACCCCCGGCCAGUACUAGUCUAAACUUGGUAAUAAAAGAUAAACAUAGUUCUUGUCUGCAUAA